AUGGAAGGAAUAAGAAAUUAAGAUAUUUAGAUUAAAUUUGAUUAAAAAGCAAAUGAUGAAAAAAAGCAUAAUGAUGAACCUAAUUAGUUUGAAUAGACAAUAUAAAGAUUCUAUAUGUUUUGGCAGACAAGCAAUAAAGUUUUUAUGAAAGGAGCAAUAUUUUCAGGAUCUGAAAAUAAAAAAUUUUGGGCUUCCUUCUUCUUGACCAAUUUGCCAAUGGUGUUAAACUAUAUUUUUUCAGUGCCUUAUCUUCAUAGCUAAGGUUUAGAUGCUGGCAUAUUCUUUUUGUGCUUUUUUCAUUUUUUUAGUAACAUAUUUAUGUUUUGCGUGAAUCUCACCGACCCAGGAAUCAUUCCAAGAAUAACAUGUAAACAUGAAGUUGAUAAAGAAUGCUUAGAUAUACCUAUAAAACCUAUAAUGAAAACGGGUGAUUAUUAAUAUAAAUAUCUCCUCAGCUUAAUGCCUAAUAAGACUCACUUUUUGAAACUUAAAUUUUGCACUACUUGUGCUAUUUGGAGACCUCCAAGAACAUCCCAUUGUCCAUUAUGUGACAAUUGUGUUGAAAGAUUUGAUCACCACUGUCCCUGGUUAGGAACUUGUGUUGGAAAAAGAAAUUAUAGGUAUUUCUAUUUGUACCUUUUAAACCUAAGUGCUCUUUGCUUUACAGUUGUAAUAUAGAAUAUUUAGCUUUUAGUUCUAAGAGAUUCAGAAGUCGAAAAUUUUAGCAAAGCAGCCAAGGAAUAUCCAGUCUCUCUUGUAUUAAUCAUCUAUACUUUCUUAUUUUCAAUUUUCAUUGUUGGACUAUUCACUUUCCAUAAUCUUUUGGUUUUUACAAAUUUCACUACUCAUGAAUACAUCAGAAAAAUCUGGAAAAUUUAAAGCUAAAAUCCUUUUACUAGACGUUCAAAGCUUAUUAAUUUGCUGAAUGUUGUAUGCAGGGUAUAUGUCCCUAGUAUGGUUAAGCUAAAAAACCAGGUCUACUAUAAUCAUAAAUAUGAUUAGUAUGAUGAUCAGGAAUAAGAACGUAGCAUUAUUGAUAUUUAAAAAAAUUUAGGAAUAAAAAAACAAAGAGAUGAAUACAAACACUCUACUACAAAUUGCGAAAACACUGAAAUCAAAAUGAGGAAUAGCUCACGUUCUAAUUCUUAGAAAAAGAGUUAAAAUAAUUUAAAUAAUAGUUAGAAUAAUGGAUAAUCAAGUCUUAAUACUUAACCUUAGCUAUAUCAGCCCAGUCAAUAAUUUUAAUUUAAUACAAUUUUGAAUGCUAGAGGUAUUCUUCUUAACAAUGACUAAAAUUCAAAUAAGAAAGAAGAUGAAUCAUAAGAAAAUAGUUAACAGCGUUUGAAAGCUGGUGAACAAAAUAAUUUUGUUUUGAACUCCAAGAAUGCUAAUAAUAUAAAUUUUACAUAGAGUGUAACAAAUAACAAAACUAAUCACACUCCUGAGAAUAGUAUUUUUACUAGCUCUUAAUAGCACUUGAAAUCAUUUACUGAUGCAAAAACUAACAAAUUAAAAGCUGUAAAUGAAGGAAUAUAAAUGACAGCUUUAUAUAAUAAUGAUAUACUAGAUGAAAGAAAUAAAAUGAUCAAUAACAAGAAUGUUUCUUUGCAAUAAAGCCCUGAUAACAUACAAACAGUUAAUGUAAUUGAUAAUAAUUUAAUUUAAUUCGAUAAAGAUAACUCAAACGAAAACGAGAGCGCUCAUAUCUAAAUGCAGAAUAAAAGCCACUAUAAUUAAAACUGUCUUAAAGACUAAGAUAAUCAUAAAUCUCUUACAAAUAUCAAAUAAUAAUAAAUGCAAUAAUAAGAAAAUUAAGGCUAUCAUAGCAGAUAACUUAGUAAAAAGCAGUUAGAAGUUUGA
Tetrahymena thermophila SB210 is the source of this 1860-nucleotide messenger RNA. RefSeq names its product DHHC zinc finger protein. Gene Ontology annotation, cellular component: endoplasmic reticulum; Golgi apparatus. Gene Ontology annotation, biological process: protein targeting to membrane; peptidyl-L-cysteine S-palmitoylation. Lineage: Eukaryota; Ciliophora; Oligohymenophorea; Hymenostomatida; Tetrahymenidae. Gene Ontology annotation, molecular function: protein-cysteine S-palmitoyltransferase activity. The record is from RefSeq and is a predicted model, not a curated record. The transcript has 11 exons.